Molecule: messenger RNA, 1469 nt
Organism: Pomacea canaliculata
Lineage: Eukaryota; Metazoa; Mollusca; Gastropoda; Architaenioglossa; Ampullariidae
Exons: 8
Coding region: 528-1028 (166 amino acids)
Source: RefSeq, a predicted model, not a curated record
AACUUCCGCAUUCUUGUCUUUCUGUCUCAUCAGAACUCAACGUGCUGGUGUGUGUCUUCUGCCGUCAAGUCGAGCUGGUGUCGUCUGAACACUGCUACUUGAAGUGUGCUGAUACUCAAUGUUUCUAUUUUGGAGGAGUCGAGGCGCUUUCAGUAUAUGAGCUCCCUGCAAGAACUGUCUUCAUCGGGAGCAAUCCCGGUGAAAAUUUCUACUGGAGGCUAGACGAAGAAAAAAUUUUGUGAUAAGCAAAACUUCUUCCAAAAAAAUCAACCGCUUGUGUGUGUAUGGGACAGGAGAAUAUCGAAGUAGAAAGUCGACUUGUCCAGGGGGAAUUAAAGAAGUAACACUUGAAGAAGGCACUGACAUGGACGAGCUUCUACAAGCUGUGUCACCAUGACAGAAGCGUCGGACGGCUUCUUUCUAAAUGUGACCACUCGCGGUUUCUUCUGGAUAAAUAGGCUCCCCUGGAAAGUGUGAAUGGAAGUGGAGGAGGCUGUGUGUCGCUGUCAAAAGUGAACGACAAGUACAUGAUGAAGAAACAAAAUUGCAGUAAAGCAAAGCUACCCAGCAUUUGUUCCUGCUUCACAGAGCGCACUGAGCUGUUGACUUCCGAGGUAACAACUUUAAGAACCACAUCCGUGACGCAAUCGACAGAGCUCAUCACGCAUGCGUUGACGACAGAAACAGUAACGGAAAAGUCUUCUACCAUUGCAACAGAGACAUCUACUGCCACACUGUUGACCCUCGUGAACUUCACUAGCUGCUCCCAGUUAGAAGGAAACAACGAGAGCGGAAGUAGGAGGAUCACGUGGCCAUGUGGAACACAACCUGCUCCAGCUCUGGGAAGCAAGCGUAGAGACCCGGCUGUAGAACCAUCGAAUAAUUUAACAGCCAUCAUCGCAGCAGCUGCAGCUGGAGGUGUUGUACUAAUUGUUGCUGUUGUGGUAACUAUUUACUUGACGACUUGCAGGUCUAAAAAUUCAAUCAUCCAGAGGGACAAGUAUGGUCGUGUUCAGUAUCCCAUCUAAAAACUAUUCUUCACGAGCUGUGUAAGCACGGAAAACACUACUAUAAGUACUGAACUAAACAUCAACAUGUCCUUAGUGCCUGGUGUCCACAGCCGCAGGACUACGAGUGAAAAUGUGGCUGAAAUGAUAACAAAUAUUGUGCAGCAGAUACCAACAGAACAACAUUGUUACACAGAUAGUAAUAGAACUGUGUACAUCGACUCUCCACUAUAGAAUUUUUGUUUUUAUAUCUAGAGAUCGGUUGAGACAAGUCUUGGUUUUCACGUGAUUAUAGACUGGCAGGAGAUGCUCUUUAUAUGUACAAACAAGUAGAAGUGUUACUGAACGGUCAGAAAGUUAAUUGUGUCUCUGCAAAAACUGUGUAUAAAGUUACAUCUUGCGCAUAUGUUUAUUUACCAGAAGUUGGAUAACAAUAUUUAUAAAUACAUGGUCUUUAUUUUG